Fusarium verticillioides 7600 is the source of this 2891-nucleotide messenger RNA. RefSeq lists its product as hypothetical. The transcript has 5 exons. The coding region runs from base 1034 to 2650 and encodes 538 amino acids. The record is from RefSeq and is a predicted model, not a curated record. Lineage: Eukaryota; Fungi; Ascomycota; Sordariomycetes; Hypocreales; Nectriaceae.
CUUUUAUUCUCGGGUUUUAUCCAUUCACUCUUUCGAAGUUCGGGCUGGCUCGCUUCACACUCAUUCAGCUCUCUUUUCCGUCUCGUUGACGUUCGUAUCUACACUCUUUUUUGGUUUCGACCAUACACACGUUCCUUGCGAUUCUGCCAGUUCAAUCUCAUUCAUUUAUCAUUCAAAAUCCCGAUUAUCUGGUUCCUGUAUUGUGCAGAGUAUCGACGCCUCGAGAUAUUGAAAAGUGAAGCGUUUUGCGAAAGGAACGCAACUUACAAGACUCGGGAGAACCACGAUUGCAUCACAACCACUCCGUUGAAUAACUUUACCUGGAUCUACCGAACCUUGUGAAAACCGUUGAUCGUCGAGUCGUUACAGAAAACGGCAGGCUGACAUAGGCUCCAACGGUUCCCUAAAGUUUAUCAACGAGGCUUGUUGACUACUCAUUUCGAAAACGGCUUUCAUCUGAACUGUCGGCAUCAUUGCUCUCCAUUACCGAGACUCUUCUGGUUCAGUUUAAUUGAAUUUCUGCCAAAAGCUUCCCGAAGCGUCUGUCAACCACUUUACGCUGAGACAAGUCCACCGAUUGUGCGGUAGUUGGCGUCCGUAAACCGGAAGCGGCACCAUUGGACAAAGCAUUAUUUGUCCUUGAUUCAAUCCAGCACCAUCAAAGCCCCGGGUGGCUCAAUCCGGCAGUGUGGCAGUGACCUCGACGUUGAGAUCUGAACCACGCGUUGGAAUUCAAGGUCUCGGAUUCUCAGCGGGGCUGGCCAGACUAUUCGCAAGAGUGCGACCGUCGAGCAAUAAAGGUAUCCCCAGCCAUUACAACUUUUGCUUUCAAUAUUUCCUCUUUGGUCCCUACUUUCGUUUCUUUUUGAAUCAAUAUUGUUCGGAAAGGGAAUUUCGAGGAUUACAGAAACUCAUCAUCUAUUUGACUGAAACUCCACAAAACGCUGACGAUCGCCUCGUUGCAUCGUCCACUCCUUCAAAUAUCGCCUCUCGAAGGCUGAAUUUCAAGCCUGAAUAGGCCAAUACCAUCAAGAUGCUUAAAUCACUCGUCACUCUUUCAGCUGGGCUAGUAGGUAGCGCCCAUGCUUUCUGGCGCAUGGAGUGUCCCGGCCGUGUUGGACUUGCCCGUAUUGAUCCCAUCGUCGAUCCUGGCACAGUUUCUAAGCAUGCCCACGCAAUUCAUGGGUCUUCCAACUUCGCCGAAACUGUCACCACCGAACAACUCAUAGAUGCCGAUUGUACAUCGUGUCGAGUAACACAAGACAAGUCUUCUUACUGGCAUCCUGCUAUGUAUUUCCAAGAUGGCGACUCUGGAGAGUUCGAGCUUGUUCCUCAAGUGGGUGGUAUGCUUGCUUACUACCUCCUCUUUGGAGAUAACGUGACAGCUUUCCCCCCUGACUUCCGAAUGCUAUCUGGUUCAAAUGACAGAAGAAGCUACACCAUCGGUGAUCCAAGCAAGCCAGACCCGGAGAAGUCUAUGUGGCAAGCUCUCGGUCAGACCACGCAAAGCGAUCUAGCUCAACGGGCACUCGGGUUCAACUGUCUGAACUACCAAAAAGCCCCCGAGGGCACCCUCUAUCGUCACUACAUGCCUGAUAAGGCUUAUCUCGAUGCGAACUGUGCUGAUGGCAUCCGUCUUGAAAUCAUGUUCCCAUCGUGCUGGAAGGGUGGUGAUGCUGUUGACAGCCAAAACCACAAGGACCACGUCGCAUUUCCCGAUCUCGUUAUGACAGGCACUUGCCCUGAGGACUAUCCUGUCCGCCUACCUAGUCUCAUGUAUGAGGUCAUCUGGAACACAGCCGCUUUCUCCGAUCGUAACGGCCGCUUUGUCUUUGCCAACGGAGACACUACCGGCUACGGUUUACAUGCAGAUUUCAUCAUGGGCUGGGAGGAAGAGUUCCUUCAGAAUGCCAUCAAUACUUGCACCAGCGAAACAGGAAGAAUCGAGGACUGCCCUCUCUUCGACGUUGUUAGCGAACAGAAGGCCACCUCAUGCGAGAUGAAACUUCCCAAAGCUUUGGCCAACGAGGAUGUGAAGGGUCCUAUGAAAGAGCUGCCAGGCGGCGAUGGAGUUACUUAUGGAGAUGGCUCUGACGUCGAGCAGCCUGACCCAACCGAUGGUGCUCAUGCACCCACAUUGACUUACUCACCUGGCGACCGACCAGAGAACUCUGCCUCGCCUCUUCCUGGUCAAGUUUUCAAGGUGUCGUCAGCCUAUGGGGCUGUGGCUCCUGGCGCAAGCUCCAAGACCACUGCUAAAGAUGUUCCAUCAUCCGUUGAACAGAAGCCAUCUCUGUCCACGGAUGAAGUCCUCAUCCCCACAAUUGCCGCUGGAGAUGUGGGCGCGGCUGCACUCAAAGAGUCUACGAUUGCUGAGCCUCUCCCAGCUUCGGCACCUACAACCACCCCAGCACCGGAACUGCAGCCUGUGACAGACACAAAGAGCUACUUCAGCACACAGUUUGUAACAAACGGCAACCUCGUGAGCAAGAUCCUCUGGGACGAGGAAGUGGUCUAUGUGACCGAUCUCCAAGAGGAAGUUGUGGUUGUUACUGUUACAUCAACUGCUGUUGUCGCACCCUCAGCGGCACCAGCCCGGAGGAGACGCCGUGGAGCUCACCUCCAUGGACAUGGACAUCGAUAUUUCUAACAUUAAACAAUGGGAUUUAAAAGGAAAACAAAAAAGGACAAAAACAUUUGCUUCUAUUGUCUGGCUGGUUCCAGGUGUUCGUAUGUUAUGCAUGGUUGGAAGAGGAGCAUUUGGCUUGGAGGUUUUUUUCUUCAUAGGAGGACAAUGGCAGCCCACGAGUUUGGGAACAUGUAUGUAAACUUAGAGAGAAACAACCUGCUACAAAUACAGGAAUGAUGAAUGACCAUAACUCGUACAGCCA